Aureobasidium musti is the source of this 1462-nucleotide messenger RNA. The record is from the annotation of a GenBank genome assembly. Lineage: Eukaryota; Fungi; Ascomycota; Dothideomycetes; Dothideales; Saccotheciaceae.
CGAUCUUACGCGACUACUCAAGAUGUCCUUCAAGAUCGAAGUCCCCUCGGGCGACACCAUCAUUUUGGUGUCCACUGAACGCAGAUACAAGAUGCACUCAACCCAACUUGUCCAAGCCAGCGGCUGCUUCGCCGACCUACUCAGCAUCGCCGGACCUGCCUUGUCCCGCGAGGGUGUUCGUGCUGGCCUUCGUUACCUGCUGGUCCUUCAAGACUUCGACGAAGCCACCAACAGACCCAUCCACCCUGUCUUCAGACGCAUUCCUAUCGACAACAAUGGCCGUGCUCAGAAGAAGUACAGCUUGAUGCAUGAGAGCGAUAGAAGCCCUCGUUUCCGCACUUCUUUGUUCUCUGAUUAUGACAGAUUGUUGCGUACGUUUGCUAACCAGCCUGUUACUCUGGACGACAAGAAUAUUGAUACCUUGCUGCCUGACUCCAUGGGUCUGAUCGAAGUUGCCGAGAGGCUCGACGCUAUCAUCGAGAACCACUUACUUGCCAAGGGUCAGGACAUCUUCCAAGCCAUCUCAGCCAGCCCUGUGAUCUGGAUCGAUGUCGCCUUUCGUAUUCAGUCCAAGGUGCUCUUCAAGGAAGCGCUCAUUCACCUUACUGGAAAGUACAAUACCUUGAUCACCACACCCCCUGACGAUGGAUUCGUUAAGAGAUAUCCUAGAGCACGCUCCAUCCUCGAUCAACUCAGCCCUAAACUCCGCGACCUCCUCGAGCGCAAGCACACCACGUUGAAGCAGAUCUGCCAGACUGUCGAGAGAAGCGUCAGCACUCACUACCCUCCAGGCAUCCAGAAGUCUUCUGUCACUGGUCAGGCCAAGACCGACCCUAUUGGCAGAAUCGACUAUGCCAAGGACGUUUUCACUUGGGUUGGUGUUGCUCUCUACCGUCACUGGUGGGGUCAGAUGAUUGCCGGGGAUGCCACGCACAACAACAAGUUUGGCGGCCAUGAUGUUUACACCCGCCUCUUCGACGGUGGCCAGAGCUACCUGAACCGCGAGGUCCAGAGUGGUUUCCACCAGCACUUUCCCAUGAGCUCCAAGGGCCAGAAGGUCCUGCAGAACAACAUUGACAUCAUCAAGGCUGGUGUCACCCAGAUCGUGACUCCUCUGAUGAAGAACGAGAGUCAGCUCGACAUCACUAGGUUCCCGGUCAAGUGGCUGACUUGCACCAUCGUCACCGGUGCCGAUUACCUCUGGGAUCCUGAAGUCGAGCCUGAGGAGGAGCCUGAACAGGAGACUGAGCAGGGUGCUGAAGAGGAGUUCGAAGCUCAGCCAGUCUCAGCAAAAGCCAAGGGUAAGAGACGUGCUGACGAAGCUUUCGCUGAAGCCGGACCCUCGGACGGACCAGUCCGCAGAGCUAAAGGAAAGGAACGUGCCAUCGAGCCAUUUGAAGAGGAAGAAGAAGAGCUCGACUACUACUACGAUGACGACGUAGACGCCGAGGACGAAGAGGUU